AUGAAGUCACGGACACCGACCAACCGUGCUGCGUCGCCCUUACCACCACCACCACCACCACCACCACCGAGGGCGUCCUCUCCUACCGGUCCAGACACUCGUUCUCGUGCAUCGAGCGACACGCCGCGUCCAAUUAUGCGCCAACCACCGCAAGGACCAUCCCACUCCCGGUCAAAUUCGCCUAUACCUGAUCAUAGAAUACUCACAAAGGCACGAAGGACACCCAUCCCUACCGCUCGGGGUCAGACGGUCGACAUACCUACCUCACUUCCCACUGCACCUCCAUCGUCAUCUUCAUUUCAUCACUUCCAGCCAACGCGGUCGCAGUCUUCUCGCCCGGAUGGCUCAUAUCCCUCAUCUCUCUUAAGGGAAGCUGCAUCUUCACCUAUCCCUCAAAAGUCACCACAAAAGUCACUACGAAACUACGACACCAAACACAUUAGAUCAGAACUGGACAGGCUCGGAUUUCUCCCGCAUCUCCCAUCAUCACCCCAGCUAGGACUGCCCCACUCUCACUCACAUCACAUCACCAUCCCUCAUCUGGGAGCUCCCCUUGCCUCAUCCACUUCUCUCUCCCUCUCUCCUCAGCCGCCGUCCCAGCUCCCCAUACUCUCCGCAUCCCAGGCCCAGCUCGCAGCACAGGGCGAACCAUGGCCCCUGCUGCACGUCCACGUCCUUCCCCUCUUCAACGGCGAGCCCCUGCGCGUCCCCAUCGAGGACCUCAAUAUCCUCGUCCGUGCUCACUUGCACGCAGCCAUAUCACGCAGCCCUAGCAAGGUCAUGCAAAUGAUGGAGGCGGAUCUCAAUGAACUCGUAUCCACCGGAAUGGUCACGCUCAAUGCCGGUUUGCACGCCCUGGAGGGAGACAAGCUUCUUGCAAGGCUCGUCGACAAGUGGGGGUUCUUUUACGGCCAGGUUCUCCCCUAUGUUGAAGGGGUUUUCCUUCCCUUCCAAACCGAUCCCUUGCUCAAUGGUCUCCGCUCGUCUACCAAGAGAGUAAAGGAUCAGACAGACGAGGAGGCUCCCAUCCUCGUCCCCGCCAACAGGGUAGAUGUGCGCAUGCUCGUCCUUCACGCUUUUAGAGAUCGCGUGCUGGAUGGGCUCUAUCCAAAACUAUUGACCUAUCUGAAGAGUCGUGAUUUUGAGAAGAACGCGCAGUGGGGCCCAAAGUUCCAGCAGAUGUUGCUUGUUCUCAUAUCGUCCUCCUCAAGCCAACCAAACGCAGCGCCAACAGCCGCUCAUCUCCUCUUGCGUGCCUUUUCUCCUACCAUCCGUCCCCUGCACGGACAAUAUGCCUACCAAUCCCCCGUCUCCCUCCCUUCGUUCUCCUCUGCCUCCCUCUCACGACCACGCGACCGCCGGGGCCGCGUCGCGCCCAAGAAUUAUGCGGAGUCUUUCCAGUGGCGGGAGGAUAGCGAUUCCGCUGCAGAAGGCGAGGUGGAGGAUACUCCAAGAGUAGGUGUCUUCCCUGUGGGGAGCGCGCUGCCCAUGGGGCUAGGGAUGCAGGGCGGUUGGGGCCUCGGACUCGGAGCUGCAGAGGAUGGCAGAUUGGAGCGGCUUAACAGUGGAGAAGAGGAUGAGGACGAGGAUACCCCACAGGACGAUAUAAUGGCACGUGUUGCUGCAGGCGGAGGGGAAAGGAACGGCCAGCUUCAGCCAUAUGCGUCUAGGCUGUAG
Molecule: messenger RNA, 1677 nt
Organism: Dacryopinax primogenitus
Lineage: Eukaryota; Fungi; Basidiomycota; Dacrymycetes; Dacrymycetales; Dacrymycetaceae
Product: HbrB-domain-containing protein
Exons: 2
Coding region: 1-1677 (558 amino acids)
Biological process (GO): TORC2 signaling
Cellular component (GO): TORC2 complex
Source: RefSeq, a predicted model, not a curated record